CCUGCCAGUACAGUGCGUGCGAUGUUUGUAGCUUCGUUGGUCCAUUUCUCUCUGUCCAUAACCCUUCCAGCCUCUUCUUUUUGCGUUUUUUUUCUGUUAGACCUACUCUCACUGUUUUCUUUUAUUGUCUGUCAUCUACAGAUUGAGCCAUGAGAGGCAAUACAUGUUGCAUUUCUCCUGGGCCUCCUUCGCCAGACGGCAGGCCGCCCCGCCUAGUCGAUCCCGUCUCGGUGCAUCCGCAGGCAUCGGGAAACGCACUGUCAUGGAGUUCCCGAUUUUCAAAAUCAGAAGACGCAGCGGAACUGCACGCCAUUUUCAAAGGUGACAAUCUCGACGACGAGAAUGCGUCGACUUUGAAGAGACGUCGUGCUGGCCGAUCAAAGCUACAAAAACGCUUCUCACGCGACUCGACUCUUACGAACCAGAGAUCCCGAACAUCGACUGUUGCAAUUAGCGAAGAGGAAGUCACACGCCGUGAAGAGGUGAGGCGUAUUCGUGCUAAGUGGUUACAAGAAGAACUUGGAGACAUACGUGUUUACGACGAGGAUGCGACACCUCUCUGCUCCAGCCCGCUCGGACAGGCAUCGAAAGGUGCAGGUAAUGACUCAGAUGAAGCCUCUCAGGACGAUCCAGUAAAUGAUAUUAUCAAUGCUUAUUCCAGCCAUCGUGUCAAUCCGGGUAACAAUCAACCGCUCCCAUCUCGCAAAAUGGUUGUCGACACACCACACAGAGCAGACUCAACUCAUGGAGAGCCAGAAACCCCCUUACCUCCCGCUCUGAAUCCCAAGAAUAUGCCAAAAAUCGGCGAUACAUUAGUGGAGCGUACCUCUUGGAGGCUAUCGUUCACAUCUCCCCAGCGGGCCAGAUGCUUGCGUGCGCUGAGUCUAUCCAAUCCCGAAGACCAGAGCACAAACAAUGCCAACCUAACGGUGCCUACCUCUGAGCCUCCGCGCUCCCCUGGAAAGAAGAAGGAGUGGCUGAGCAGCGGAAAUCGACGGCCCCUGGAAGCUCAACAUUCCAGUGCGACCUCAGAUGAACUAACUUCAGGACCUCAAAUUCCGGAAAAGGCAUCGGCAAUCCCGCUCCAUGAGAUGCAAAUCUCCCAGCGCUUGGCGUCUACAGGCACUUACAUUCCACAGCAGCAGUCAUCUGAGUACAAGGACAUAACCCUGGACGGCGAACCUGUAAGUCCCGAAGAUGGGUUUCGAGAAAUUAACACCCGAAGAUCUCGAUAUUUUCGCAACAUUUCUGGCUCAGCCUUCAGUGAAAGCAAGGUUCCAAGAACUUGGGGUCAGGUUCUAGGCGAUGGAACUUCAUCAUCGCAUAAGUCACGCGUUAAAUAUAGUCCCGGGCAAAACCACGAGUCAUCACAAGGGCCAGAGUUAUCGCUAACCAUUAUGGAAGGUCAGAAUAUCGUGCCAAGUUACUUGCGGGUUCCGCGCAUUGUAAUAACGAAGCCGGACGACGAGUUGGACGAUAUCGACCCCGUGAACAGAAGACACCAACAGCACAGAGGAGAAGGCUACUUGUCAAGGGAAGGCGAAAGUCGUAUAAUAUACCCUCUACCCUCCACCUCACCCAAUGCCGAUGUGAACGAAUAUAUGGGAAACCCGGAGUGCUCGGGAGCUCUCGAUUCACCUGUGAUGAAUAAGCGUCAACUCUCUACGCCAUUAACUAGCAAAUUCUCGGAAGACUUCGACGAACCAGGCUCUAAAUCCAGCUUUCGGUCAUCGGUUUUAUCAUCAAUGAGGCACUCGGUGCUUGGAAGGCUCACCAGAAGCUUUGAUGGCGAAGGUUCUCCCGAUUCAGUCGCCACUGAGCGGCAAUCUGGUCAGCAUAAAGCGAGACCUGCUAAAAGCGGAACCCCCGCUCGAACCACAUCGAGAAAGGAAUCGGUAUCGCUAGACCGCUCGAAAAGCUAUUCAAUGGAGAGCGCGGAAAUAAUGUGGACGAAGGCGUUCCGUCAGUCAAUCGAUGGAAACUCGCGUGGUGCCGAAUCUGGAGAAAGGCACCCAAGUCCGGUUGGGAAACAGAGCAAGCUUGACGGAAAUGCUAAUAACAAACAUGCGAAGAGAAACGAACAGACAUUGACCGAUGAAACAGAUAGUUCCAGACGCUCUUCUCGAAGCAAUCGGUCGAGUGUUGUGAUACCGCCAGAGUCCUGGGCUAAUUUCCCGAGUCACAAUUGUGAAAGCCGUUGUGGGAGUAUUGGGGCCGACAAUGACGUUGCCAAGUCUGAUUUCGCUAUGAGGGAGCUCCUUGAUGGAUUGCAUCAAGAUACCUCGGCCAAUAAGAAACCACAGCAGAAACAUCAGGAAGAAUCUCCUCGCAAACAUAUUACUGGAAGGCUAACUACGAAAGUGCGGACGUCCGUUGACAGAUUGCUCAGCAAACAGACUAAAGCAUCCGGUGACACAGUAUAUGGCCUCCACCCCAGUGCAAGUGCAAACAAGGCGUUGGGAGAUCUCAAAGCCGAAAUACUAUCUCGCAGCCCUUGUCGCGAUAAGAACCACAACUCGGUGCAACCCGAGACCAGUAAGCCGAUAUACCAAGGAAUACCUGAUGCAGCCAAAAUCCCUCGCCGUGGCAGCAUGGAUGAUCUCCUUGAAAGAAAAGGGACAGACGACGACCUUCUCAGUCCAGAAGUGAAGGCAAAAACCAACCGUGCGAAGCGCAGAGAGAAGUACAAAACGUGGAGUGGCCGCGACAAGAGCCACAUGGCGGAUAUGAUGGCAUUGAGGCAGAGCACGGUGGAUUUCAUGAAGCAUGCACGGGUUAUGGAGGGGGUAGAGAGGGAGAGGGCGUUGAGGGCUGCGGAUGAGGUGUUGGAGAGGAGUGUGGUGCGUUAGGCUAGGGUGGGGUGCUGAGGUGGCUGGGAGUUGGUUUCGGGGGCGUUGCCUGUGGGACUGUUAUACUUUUUGUGAAUGCUAAUGAGGUGGUUGUAGGAGUAUUGGUUGAUAGCAGAGAUUAUGGUAUAAAGUUUGUUGAGGGAGAUUUCAUAAAUUGUCUGUGUAGAGAUAGGGAAAUCAAAUAUGUUAUGGG
Pseudogymnoascus destructans is the source of this 3042-nucleotide messenger RNA. RefSeq lists its product as uncharacterized. NCBI's taxonomy places the organism in Eukaryota, Fungi, Ascomycota, Leotiomycetes, Thelebolales, Thelebolaceae. Bases 150 to 2849 code for a protein of 899 amino acids. The record is from RefSeq and is a predicted model, not a curated record. The transcript is spliced from 2 exons.